Exophiala mesophila is the source of this 1413-nucleotide messenger RNA. RefSeq lists its product as uncharacterized. The transcript has 3 exons. The coding region runs from base 1 to 1413 and encodes 470 amino acids. Lineage: Eukaryota; Fungi; Ascomycota; Eurotiomycetes; Chaetothyriales; Herpotrichiellaceae. The record is from RefSeq and is a predicted model, not a curated record.
AUGGCGUCCCUGAACGUCCGUCUAAAACUUCACCAUUGCCAUCCUUUCAACAUUGUUCUCGUCCUCGUCCUCCUCCAUCUCUCCCCUUGCCACGCUUUCUGGCGCCACCUUUGCUUUGGAGAGUUGGGCACUGCACGUGUCGAUCCCAUCAGAUCUCCUGGCUCUCCUUCCCAGCAUGCACAUGUUCUCUUCGGCGCUUCUAAUAUUGGACUGGAUCCAUCGAUCGAAGACCUCCUGAAAUCAAAUUGUACCAGCUGCUCCAUCCUUCAAGACAAGUCCAACUACUGGGUUCCACGUUUGUAUUUUGAACAUGCCAAUGGCACCUUCCAGCAGGUCGCUACGUCGGGCGGAAUGACUGUCUAUUAUUUCACCGAGGGUCAAAAUACUACCGCAUUCCCAAUCAAUUUCCGCAUGAUCACGGGCGAUUCAACGAAGAGAACCUUUUACGGAUCCCAGCCCCCCCACCCCAUGGCUGAGUGGGAUCAAUUCGACAAGACACAACCUGCAAUCAUGGAGAAAGCCAUCGGGUUCAACUGCCUGCAUUAUGGAAAAUCUGCCAACGAAGGUGCGUUAGAACACCAAGGUUUGCGAGACAAGGCAUUUAUCGAUGCAAACUGUCCCGAUGGAAUUCGAGCCGAACUCAUGUUUCCUUCAUGUUGGGAUGGGGUGAACCUUGACAGUGACUCUCAUUCAAGCCAUGUGGCAUAUCCUGAUGCAAUGAAGUAUGGCACUUGUCCAGACGGCUAUCCUGUUCGUCUACCCACGCUUUUCUACGAAACCAUCUAUGCCGUUGCCGAUUACAAAGGCUGCGAGGGCCAAUUUGUCUUUGCAAAUGGCGACCCCACUGGUUAUGGCUAUCACGGAGAUUUCAUAUGUGGCUGGGACGAUGGUAUCCUACAAGCGGCUAUAGACAGCCCUGACUGCACCAAAACCUUGGAAAAUGCUGGAAAUGGGCUCCAAGAAGAUUGCCCUAUCUUCCACUUGCAAAACAGCUAUAAUGCUACCCAGUGCAAGAUGGAAACUCCUGAAAUUCUCGAGAACGAGGGGGUCAAUCUGGUCAACCGUCUGCCCGGUAAUGUCCAGGUUCAGGCUGGACCUGAACCGGCAACGAUUCGUCCUUCAGAUGCCCCUGCCUCAGCAUCGAGUGUUGUCACGGCUGCGUCAGAAAGCCUCGAUUUAUCCUCUGGCUAUGCGACUACUACCGGGCCCGCUUUAGCCACGAAUGAACCUAUCUCGCCAGGUGCAAACUUCCACACUACCACCAGUGUCUACACCAAAGAUGGCGUGGAAGUCCACAUGAUCUUGGUACAAGAGGUGUUGACGGUCACUGCAAGCGAACCUGCGCCAGCAGCCUCAUAUCAUAAGCGGCAUCACCAUCACAAUGGCCGCCAAGGACGACAUGGUCAGUUUUGA